This is a messenger RNA of Sorex araneus (European shrew), 1524 nucleotides long. RefSeq names its product testis expressed metallothionein like protein (gene TESMIN). Bases 1 to 1524 code for a protein of 507 amino acids. Gene Ontology annotation, biological process: regulation of DNA-templated transcription. The transcript has 9 exons. NCBI's taxonomy places the organism in Eukaryota, Metazoa, Chordata, Mammalia, Eulipotyphla, Soricidae. Gene Ontology annotation, cellular component: nucleus. The record is from RefSeq and is a predicted model, not a curated record.
AUGGAGGAGGCGCCGCUGCUGGACCCCGAGGACGCGAUGGUGGGGGACCUGUUCGGCGCCGAGGGCCCGUUCGUGGGCGACGCGCUGGCGCUGAAGCCGGCGGCGGUGGUGAAGCAGGAGGAGGAUGAGUUCCAGGUGUUCAAGGACGCCUACCUGAGCGCCGCCGACGCCAAGGAGCCGCUGCUACACGCCUUCAACCCUCCGCCGCCCCCCGACGGCAAGGGCAAGGUGAAGGUAGAGCUGCUGGGGGACGGCGCGGACGAGGACGGCGCCCUGGCCGACUUCCCCAGCCUCCCGGAGCUGCACCCGCUGGAGGAUGCUGCGCUGCCCGCGGUGCCGCCGCCGCCCUCCUACAACGUGCAUUUUCUCUCGUCGCUGCUGACACCCCACCGUAGCCCUGCCGUGCUGCCCCUGGGCACCUGGGCCCGCGACAGCGCCGCGCACCCCGGCGUGCGCGUGAUCCCAGUUGAAAUCAAAGAAGUAGGUGGUACUAUUACAGGUAAUAGUCCAGAGGAAGCAACUUUCCAGAACACUCUUGCUCAGGAAAAUUGUUGCAAGUUCACUUCAUCCCAAGAAACAGAAGACACUUCCAGCUGCUCUCACAAGAAAGAUUCUAACCCAAUGGUGAUAUGUCAAUUGAAAGGUGGUACACAAAUGCUGUGUAUAGAUAAUUCUGGCACAAGAGAACUAAAAGCACUUCAUUUAGUUCCUCAGUAUCAAGACCAAAAUAACUAUCUACAGUCAGAGGUCCCUAAACCAAUGACUACUUUAGUAGGAAGAUUUUUGCCAGUACCAGCAAAGUUAAAUCUUAUUACACAACAACUUGAUAAUGGAUCCUUACCAUCUGUAGCCAAUGGGUCUACUUUCCCCUCAGGAUCAACUCUCUCAGGACCACCAAAAAUAGCUUUGGCAGGGUACUGUGACUGCUUUGCUGGCGGGGACUUCUGCAAUAACUGCAACUGCAACAAUUGUUGCAACAACCUACGGCAUGAAAUUGAGCGGUUUAAGGCCAUUAAGGCGUGUCUGGAUAGGAACCCGGAAGCUUUCCAGCCUAAGAUCGGGGAAGGGCAGCUGGGAGCCGUCAGGCCUCGCCACAACAAGGGCUGCAAGUGCAAGCGUUCGGGCUGCCUGAAGAAUUACUGCGAGUGCUAUGAGGCCAAAAUUAUGUGUUCUUCUAUUUGCAAAUGCAUUGGUUGCAAAAAUUAUGAAGAAAGCCCAGAACGAAAAACUCUAAUGAACAUGACAAACUACAUGGACGGUGGGGACCUGGACGGCGGCCGUCACUCACCACCAAGCAGGCUGUCCGUGCCGCCCCGGGUGAGCCAGGAGAGGCGCGCCGCCUCCUGCAUCUCCUGGGAGGUGGUGGAAGCCACGUGCGCCUGCCUGCUGGCCCAGGGCGAGGAGGCCGAGCGGGAGCACUGCUCGCAGGGCCUGGCGGAGCAGCGGGUGCUGGAGGAGUUCGGCAGGUGCCUCUCGCAGAUUCUCCGCAUUGGCUUCGAGGCCCAAGGGCUGAAAGUGGAGUAG